AUGCCCUUGGAGUUCCACAAAGAAAACACUGUCACUAAUGACCUGGUUUUUGAUGGCUUUGAUGAUGAAGAUUACAUUGAUUUUGAUAAGAUCCUGGCUGCAGGCAGUGAUGACUACCUAGACAACAUUGACAUCUUUGCCGAACCCUCUGACCCAAAGAUUCGCCGUGCCAGACUCCUACGGCUGUUCAGUGGUCGGUCUCGCCUCCAGCGCCUCAACAUUGUCAAUGCCGUUUUUGGUUUUAACCUCUAUCGAAGUCUUCGAAACAGCGUCAACCAGACUGACAACAUCCUGCUUGCACCUGCCGGGAUCUCAAUCGCUAUGGGGAUGAUGUCUUUAGGGGCAGGAUCUGGAACCCAUGAUCAGAUCUACAAAGUCCUGGGAUUCGCUGAAUUUGUCAAUGCAAGCAGUCACUAUGACAACACAACAGUGCACAAGCUCUUCAGGAAGUUGACACACAGGCUCUUCAGGAGGAACUUUGGUUACACGCUGCGCUCCGUAAAUGAUGUCUAUGUAAAGAAGGAUGUCUCGGUAAAGGAUACUUUCCGUGCAGAGACAAAGGCUUAUUACUUUGCAGAGCCGCAGUCAGUGGACUUCAGUGAGCCUGCCUUUCUGGACAAGGCUAACCGUCGCAUCCUAAAGCUGACAAAAGGACUGAUCAGGGAACCACUGAAGAGUGUGGACCCAAAUAUGGUGCUGAUGCUGCUCAACUACCUGUACUUCAAAGGUACGUGGGAGCAGAAGUUUCCCAAAGAACAGACUCACUAUCGCAACUUUCGUGUUAACGAAAAGACAAAUGUUCGUGUGCCAAUGAUGACCAACAAAGGGAACUACCUGGCUGCUGCUGACCAUGAACUAGAGUGUGACAUCCUACAGCUCCCUUAUUCAGGAAACAUCAGCAUGCUCAUUGCCUUGCCUAGGAAGAUCACUGGCAUGAGGACCUUGGAACAGGACAUCUCCCCCACUGUUGUCAACAAGUGGCUCAAAAACAUGACAAACAGGACCCGUGAGGUGGUGUUACCUCGCUUUAAACUGGAGCAGAACUAUGACUUGAUUGACAAUUUGAAGGAGAUGGGCCUCACUGACUUGUUUCAGGAGAACGGAGACUUCACUGGAAUGACCUCUGAAAAGAUUGCCAUGAACUGGCUGAAGCACCAGGGAACCAUUACUGUGAAUGAAGAAGGGACUGAGGCUGCUGCUCUGACCCAGGUGGGCUUCAUGCCUCUCUCCUCUCAGAUACGCUUCACCGUGGACCAUCCCUUUCUCUUCCUCAUCUACGAGCACCGCACAGAUUGCCUUGUGUUCAUGGGUCGUGUGGUCAAUCCUUCACAGAGCUAAACUUGACUAAAAGCUCCCGCUAAAA
Molecule: messenger RNA, 1363 nt
Organism: Thunnus maccoyii (southern bluefin tuna)
Lineage: Eukaryota; Metazoa; Chordata; Actinopteri; Scombriformes; Scombridae
Gene: serpind1
Product: serpin peptidase inhibitor, clade D (heparin cofactor), member 1
Exons: 7
Coding region: 1-1338 (445 amino acids)
Biological process (GO): blood coagulation; negative regulation of endopeptidase activity
Molecular function (GO): serine-type endopeptidase inhibitor activity
Source: RefSeq, a predicted model, not a curated record